Messenger RNA from Solanum stenotomum, 534 nucleotides. RefSeq lists its product as uncharacterized. Lineage: Eukaryota; Viridiplantae; Streptophyta; Magnoliopsida; Solanales; Solanaceae. The coding region runs from base 1 to 534 and encodes 177 amino acids. The transcript is spliced from 2 exons. The record is from RefSeq and is a predicted model, not a curated record.
AUGCAUGACUACAUCAAUGCUAAAGACACUGAGCUUUGGGACGUGGUUCUUGAUGGACCUUACAUUCCCACAAGAGAGGAAUACAAUGAAACGGACAAGAAGAAGAUAGAGAAGAACUAUAAACCGAAGAAGAUUUUGGUAUGUGGAAUUGGCUCAGACGAGUACAACAAAAUCUCUGCUUGCGAGACAACCAAAGAGAUAUGGGAUUGUCUCAAAACAUCCCAUGAGGGAACGACACAAGUGAAAGAGUCUAAGGUCUAUAUGUUUACGACUCAAUAUGAGAACUUCUGUAUAAAGGAAGGUGAAACCAUUCACGAGAUAAAUUCAAGGUUCACUUCCAUAACCAACGAACUGAGAUGGCUUGGCGAGCCUAUUUCACCAAGCAAACAAGUUCAAAAGAUUCUCAAAGUGCUUCCCAAGUCAUGGGAGAGUAAAAUGAAUGCUAUAACUGAAGAAAAAGAUCUGAAGGUGCUCACCAUGGAUGAACUGAUUGGAAAUCUCCAAACUGUAACGACCCUAAAAUCUAGUAGGUGA